GGUGGAAGAUGUGCGGACCGUGGAGGAGAUGUGUGUGGCCAUCAAGGACAUGCACGUGCGAGGAGCUGGGCUCAUAGGCUGUGCGGCCGCCUAUGGCAUGUAUUUGGCGGUUGCGGGAACCACCGGAGCGGAAUCUGUAGAGGAGGUGAAGGCGCGCUUCGUCUCUGCUGCUGAAAAGUUACUAUUGACGCGGCCCACUGCCGUGAAUCUGCGCGUAGGCGUUGAGAAGCUGCAAGACGUGCUGAAUGGGGAGCUGUCCAAAGCUGAAGGCACCUUUUCGGCGGACGUGAUGGAGGCCUUAGAAGUUGCUGCCCGGCGGGAAGCUGCUCGCAUCACCGACGAGGAUGCCGAGUUUUGCCAGCGAAUUGGUGAAGCUGGGGCAGAGAUUUUGCAAGAGAUUUACCAAAGGAAGAAAACCCGCCAAAGCCCUUCCUCUUGCGUGAAUGUCCUCACGCACUGCAACGCUGGCUGGUUAGCCUUCGCUGAUUGGGGUUCAGCCCUGUCGCCGGUGUAUGCCGCCUUCAAUCAAGGGCUGCCCAUCCACGUUUGGGUGGACGAGACAAGGCCCAGGAAUCAGGGCGCCUCACUGACAGCCUGGGAGCUGGCCAAGCAUGGAGUGAAGCACAGCGUCAUCGCCGAUAACGCUGGUGGUCACCUCAUGAGGACGGGCAUGGUCGACAUGGUCAUCACCGGGGCAGACCGGGUGACACGCAACGGGGAUGCGUGCAACAAGAUUGGCACAUACCUCAAGGCUUUGGCGGCCAAGGAUAAUGACGUUCCGUUUUACGUGGCCCUUCCUUCCAGCACCAUCGACUGGCGGAUGACGGAUGGAGCCGAAAUCCCCAUCGAACAGCGAGGGGAUGAGGAAGUGAAAUAUGCGGAGGGCCUUUGCGAGGACGGCAAACGACGCAAGGUGUUGCUGACCCCUGCAACGAGCGGUGCUGGCAAUUGGGCGUUUGAUGUGACGCCCGCGCGGCUGGUGACUGGCUUAAUCACAGAACGAGGUCUGAGUCAUCCUUCCGAAGAAGGUCUCUUGAAAACCUUCCCGGAGCAGGCAUCGACUGGGCUUUAGCGU
Messenger RNA from Cladocopium goreaui, 1075 nucleotides. NCBI's taxonomy places the organism in Eukaryota, Dinophyceae, Suessiales, Symbiodiniaceae. The record is from the annotation of a GenBank genome assembly.